This is a messenger RNA of Marchantia polymorpha subsp. ruderalis, 1544 nucleotides long. NCBI's taxonomy places the organism in Eukaryota, Viridiplantae, Streptophyta, Marchantiopsida, Marchantiales, Marchantiaceae. The record is from the annotation of a GenBank genome assembly.
GGGCGACUUGUAACUAGUAUUUACAAAUUGUGUGUACAAAUACAGCCUUCGAAGGUCUGAGAACGAACUCGAAGUGAAGCGGGGACGUUAAUAGUGACGGUGAGAGAAGCUGCUCGAUUCAGUUUCAUGACUGCAGUUGGUGGUCUUCAGGAACAAUAUUCUCUAUUCGUUCUAUUUCCAUCUACACUGAAAUUCACCCCAUGUUUCAAACUAAACGACUCCACACUGCAUGAUAUACACUGAGUUUCAAACGAUGUGGGGCUUUUACACGUUGACUGCAAGUGUACAAGGUGUAGGCUCUUUCAAGUCUUUUGAGCAUGCAUGCCUGAAUGAUUGGAUCUGAAGUUGACUGCCAGAAAUAAACUGCGAAAAGUUCGAGAAAGCAUCACUGCGCAGCUGAACAUUCAAGAUAACGAAACCGAAUCCAACACGCAGCCACAACGUGAUUCCUGGAAUUUGAAUCAGGGUGCUCAUCUCUGUUGCUUAACGAUACGUCCACAAUAUCUCCACUUUACUGCACCACUCGGCUUUGUCUCGUCUAAACACUGAAACCUUACACAAAAGAUAAAUCCUCAACCAUUGAUCCAGGUUCGCUGUCAUCCAAUUGAGCUAGGCCACUGCCAUCUGAUCAUAAGUUGACCUUCGUCACUUAGAAGACAAAAAAAAUUGAACUUAUUCGAAAAAUCACUAAAAAGUUGUUAAGCCUUCGAAACUCUUGAAGACGGAAAGACUGUGAAAGAGGGUGGACUGCGGCAGUACCAAACAGGUCUUUUGAAGUCACAGAUCUGGACCCACGUGCUUUCAAAUGUGAGUCGCAGUCUAAACAUCGCACUCUCGUUUUCAUAUGUAUCAGUGCAGAGUCUUGUUUCCGAGGGAAAGUUCUCAGAUCAUCGUCCUACGAUACCAAUAGCCUGCAUUUCCACAACACAUAAACUCCUGCUAUUAAAGAGUCAAACUUCCUCACACACCACUGUAUUUUCAUUUUCAGUGUCAUGUAUUAUCUGAUUCCCAUCAGAUCACAGACACCCUAAAUGGAAAUGGGUACCACAGUUCAUCGUCCUGCUUCAAACCAUCUGCAAAGUGUACGAAGUCCCUUGGCCUCUGUCUGGUCUUUUGACCGCGGGAGCUCAUUGCAUGGAAGAAGUAGGAACCAAUACCACCCCGCUUUCACCAAACAACCAACCCACUACAGAAGUGUUAGAUUUCUCAGCAGCUGAAAGACUGCGAGCACGUCUCGACUACACAACGAGCUGCAUAUUCUGAUGAUCUCAUAUCUUGGACAUCUGAAACUUUAUCCUGACACUGUAUUUCCGAAUGGCGUUCCACAGUCGGAAACUGCUGCUCAAUAUAAGAGACUGGGGAACAAACCGUACGAAACUCUAUCGUCGGUUGGGCACAGACCCUUCCCAUUUCCCAGCAGGUCCAUGCGCCGUACUUACAAGGCGAUCAGGACCGAGUCCAGGAGCUUGAGAUUUGUCUGCCUGGUGGUCGGUCGGGCACCGUCGGUGACCGCCAAUACUGCGGCUCCUGCCUACAGCCUGUAG